Molecule: messenger RNA, 1944 nt
Organism: Phodopus roborovskii (desert hamster)
Lineage: Eukaryota; Metazoa; Chordata; Mammalia; Rodentia; Cricetidae
Gene: F11r
Product: F11 receptor
Exons: 10
Coding region: 16-1056 (346 amino acids)
Biological process (GO): intestinal absorption; establishment of endothelial intestinal barrier; regulation of membrane permeability
Cellular component (GO): bicellular tight junction
Source: RefSeq, a predicted model, not a curated record
UUCACCAAUCGGAACAUGAGACAGCCGGGCGCCGCCCACCGGGCGUGGAGAGAAAGGCGGGCAGAGCUCAACCUGGCGGCUGGAGUCCAGUCCCAGCGCGGUGGAUCGCGAAGUUCUUCCCAGUGGCUCGCCCGUCGCGUGGGGAUUGUAACUGUAAUGGGCACCGAGGGGAAAGCCGGGAGGAAACUGUUGUUUCUCUUCACGUCCAUGAUCCUUGGCUCUUUGGUACAAGGCAAGGGUUCAGUGUACAGUUCUCAAUCAGACGUCCAAGUUGCUGAGAAUAACCCCGUCAAGCUGUCCUGUACCUACUCUGGCUUCUCUAAUCCCAGAGUGGAAUGGAAGUUCGUCCAAGGUGGCACCACCACACUUGUUUGCUAUAACAGCCAGAUCACAGCCUCCUAUGCAGACCGUGUUACCUUCUCAUCCAGUGGCAUCUCUUUCAAUUCUGUGACCCGGAAAGACACUGGAGAUUAUACUUGUAUGGUCUCUGAGGAUGGUGGCCAGAACUAUGGGGAGGUCACCAUCCACCUCACCGUGCUAGUGCCUCCAUCCAAGCCGACUGUCAAUAUCCCCUCCUCUCUCACCAUUGGGAACAGGGCAGUGCUGACCUGUUCAGAACAAGAUGGCUCCCCGCCUUCUGAGUAUUCCUGGUUCAGGGAUGGGAUAGAUAUGCUUACGGAUGCCAAGAAAACCCGUGCCUUCAUCAAUUCUUCAUACACGGUUGAUCCAAAGUCAGGGGACCUGAUCUUUGAUCCCGUGACAGCCUUUGACAGUGGCGAAUACUACUGCCAAGCCCACAAUGGGUUUGGGACAGCUAUGAGGUCAGAGGCCGUACGCAUGGAUGCUGUGGAGCUGAAUGUGGGGGGCAUCGUGGCAGCUGUCCUGGUAACACUGAUUCUCCUUGGAGUCUUGAUUUUUGGCAUCUGGUUUGCCUAUAGUCGAGGAUACUUUGAAAGAACAAAGAAGGGGACUGCACCAGGUAAAAAGGUGAUUUACAGCCAGCCAAGUGCUCGAAGUGAGGGGGAGUUCAAACAGACCUCAUCAUUCCUGGUGUGACCUGCUGCGGCUCAUCUCUUCUCUACUUGCCUUAUUACUCAGGUGCUACAGGUUCCAGCCCUUGCUGGCUGUAGCCGCACAGGAUGCCUUCGAUGUCUUCUAGGUCCCACAGGACCCCUUACUUUUAUUUUAGCUAGGAUGUGAUUUCAGUAAUGUCAGCUAUUUUUCCUUCCUUACUCCUGCCCACCACCACUGGGUGGCCUGAGACUAGUUACAAAAUUUCAUUCCCUGUUCUUAUGUGGGAUUGGACAAGAGUCCUGGAAUUGACAGCAAAAAUGACUGGACUGAUAGGAACCUGAAACCAGUACCUGGCUGGUAGGCCUUUGAAAGGACUUUAAGCCUAAUUCCCCAGCUUUCUCCUCCCCUGAUGAAGAUGGGUGCCAGCUAUCCCAGAGUGGGGACUGGAGAAGGGGGGCGGCACUGAAGUGUUUGCUGGUGACCUCAGCUCUUCAGUCUCUGGAGCCUUCUGUCCCCACAAAAUGUGCCACUUGGAUUCUCCUGGAUACAAGCAAACUGACACUGCGUCCUCUGAGGUGGGAGAGCUUAGUAGUCAACCAAGACACUUGGAGUAAGAAAGAUUUAAACUACUGAUCUAAAGAAAAUGUUGGGACUGGUAGCCUGCAGUCACUCUUCCCUUGGCUGGAACAACUUCACAGACCCUUGUAAGGUGUGUGUGUGUGUGUAUUGGAGAUGUGUGCAUUAUAGAGUAUAGUGUUGGCUCUGUGGUGGGCUCUGUGUGUGUGUGUAUAUGUGUGUGUGUGUGUGAGAGAAAGAGAGAGAGAAUAGUUGAUUGUUAUACAGAAGGGCUUCCCAGCUCUUUGACAAGGUUGUAUAUCUGUGUGUUUAUAUUAGACAGAUGUUGUUGGAAAUAAAAAUGUGGUUUGUGAA